AUGACAAAAUUGGUUGAGGAGACGGUUUUGAAGUUGGAAGACCUAAAAGUUGCAAUAGGAGUGUUGAGGAGGUUUUAUUCAUGUACAAAUGGGCUCUUGACUACUUUCAGACUCACAUUCAACUACACAAAUAAUAAGCCGAAGACGAUCUUCGUGUCUUCCAUCACUAGCGUCAAAAUUUCAAACAGCUUUUUCAAGGAGUAUAUAAUGCUACAGUGUGGGUCAAUUCGGUACUUUAUAUCCUGUUCGGAUAAUAAUAAGUUAUAUUCUGAGCUGUUGAGAGUAGUUAAGCUUAACGAGACAACAACAGUACUGAACUCACCAAGAACAGUGGAGACAAGUGUUGAAUCACCAGAUUCAAAUACAUUAUCAGUACCAGGAAUCUCGAGAGUUUUAGAAAUUCAGCGUGAGAAGAUUGAGGAAUGUGAAGAUCUUUGCACAGCAACUACUGAACUCAGCGCCUUGAAGAAUAAAUGUAAAUUGGUCAAGGAAGUUCUGGUAAAAGUAACGAAAUACGACCAGGAAGGGUUUAACGCAACAAUUGAUAGAGUUUUUAAGAGUCUGGGUGUUGAAGUAUUUUCCCAAUCAGAUAAUCAAGAUAACUCAAACAUUCCUUCAAACAGUUGCACAAACAGUGACUCAGACAGUGAUCAGGAAGUAUUAAACCAGCUAAAGAAAAUUUUAUCACUACUUUUAAGUAAAAACGAGUCUAUUUUGUUACAUGAAUUUUAUGUAGCAGCUAAUAGACUCAUGUUAACGGACCUGUUAUCACCAUCUCAGCUUGUGAAGUACGUCAACAGACUAGAAAAAGAUUACUUAUGUAAGUUAAACAAGGUAGGAAAUGUAUAUCUGAUAACAAAAAACCAUGAAAAGAUUAGUGAAGAGGAGUUUUGUAGUGAUCUAAUUGGGAUAUUAAACUCAGGACCCACAGAUUUAAUCAAAUACUCAAAGGAAGCAAACAUAUCAACAACACUCGCACAAGUUAAGCUUAACCUUGCUGAGCAAAUAGGAUUAGUUGUGAGGGACGAAACAAUACAAUUGACAUACUAUUACAUAAAUUCAUUCAAUUAA
Molecule: messenger RNA, 1071 nt
Organism: Theileria annulata
Lineage: Eukaryota; Apicomplexa; Aconoidasida; Piroplasmida; Theileriidae
Exons: 1
Coding region: 1-1071 (356 amino acids)
Biological process (GO): protein transport to vacuole involved in ubiquitin-dependent protein catabolic process via the multivesicular body sorting pathway
Cellular component (GO): late endosome membrane; ESCRT II complex
Molecular function (GO): ubiquitin binding
Source: RefSeq, a predicted model, not a curated record